This is a messenger RNA of Arachis duranensis, 1432 nucleotides long. Its product is annotated as RAN GTPase-activating protein 2. The record is from RefSeq and is a predicted model, not a curated record. NCBI's taxonomy places the organism in Eukaryota, Viridiplantae, Streptophyta, Magnoliopsida, Fabales, Fabaceae. Gene Ontology annotation, molecular function: GTPase activator activity; protein binding.
AUGACCAAAGGAUUGCCAAUUUCACAUAAUUUCACAGUGGUGUUAGUAGUAAUUGAUCAACUCUUCGAAUAUGCACAGCACACGUUCUACUGCUUAAAGGUAGUGAAGGAUCCAAAUUCUUUGAAAAGAGGCCCGGGAGUGAAGGAGGAUGGAGUAUUGGUAUCUGAAAAGGCCACUGUAAUUGGUGAAACUGUUUUUGACAUAUCUGGUGGUCGCAGGGCCUUCGUUGACACAGAGGAAGCUGCAGAACUGUUGGAGCCAUUGAGGGCACCAAGCUCUUAUACUAAGAUAUGUUUCAGUAACAAGUUUGGCUUGGAAGCUGCUCAAGUUGCUGAACCCAUCCUACUGUCAAUUAAGGAUCAAUUGAAGGAAGUAGACUGGUCGGAUUUUAUUGCUGGCAGGCCUGAAGCAGAAGCUCUUGAAGUGAUGACUAUAUUCUCUUGUGCACUGGAAGGUUGUGUUUUAAGGUAUCUUAACCUGUCAAAUAAUGCCACAGGUGAAAAGGGAGUUAGAGCAUUUCAGUCCCUCCUAAAAUCACAAAAUAACUUGGAGUAGCUUUAUUUAAUGAAUGAUGGUAUAUCAGAGGAAACUGCAAAAGCAGUAUCUGAAUUGAUUCCUUCAACUGAGAAACUCAGGGUUCUUCAUUUUCAUAAUAACAUGACUGGAGAUGAAGGGACAAUUGCUAUUUCUGAAAUUGUGAAACAAUGCAGCUGUUCAUCUACCAGGGUAGGUUCUGAUGGUGGAGUUGUCCUGGCUGAAGCACUUGGAACUUGUAAACACUUGAAGAAGCUUGACUUGUGUGACAACAUGUUUGGUGUGGAUGAUGGUGCAGAAUCCCCUGCAAAUGCACUCAAGGAAUCUGCACCAUCACUGGAAGUUUUGGAUAUGGCUGGAAAUGACAUUACUGCAAAUGUUGCUUCAUCUUUAGUGGCAUGUGUAUCAUCAAAACAGUUCCUUGCCAAGUUGAAUUUGUCUGAGAAUGAACUGAAGGAUGAAGGUGCAAUUUUGAUCGGCAAGGCAUUGGAAGAGGGUCAUGGCCAAUUACUUGAAGUUGAUUUGAGCACAAAUUCAAUUACUAGGUCCAGAGCUAGGGCUUUGGCUGAAGCUGUUGUGCAAAAACCUGGAUUUAAGUUGCUAAACAUUAAUGCUAAUUUCAUAUCUGAUGAAGGGAUAGAGGAGUUGAAGGAUAUGUUUAAAAAUUCACUUGAUAUGCUGGGUGCUUUGGAUGAGAAUGAUCCUGAAGGAGAAGACAUUGAUGAGGAGGCUGAAGAAGAUGCUGACCGCGAUGAAUUGGAAUCAAAACUGAAGGGCCUUGAGAUUUAGGAAGAUUUAUACGACAUAAGCAUCCAACUUUUAUAUUAAAUUGAUUGUAGGUCAUGAUCUGUUGUAUCUUAGACUUUGAAUUACAUGUCUUGAAAUUUUUAAAGCUUAC